CUGGGCCGGGCGACACCACUGCCUGAAAACCCAUCACAGGCUUUCGAGAACUCUAGGAUUAUUAGGGCGACGCCACCUACAAGACCGUUGGCCGCAUCGGCCUGUACGUCCGUGGGCCGAUGACAGUUCGCACAACCGCCUUUCUACGCAAAUUUGGGGGGGCCGUGUCUUCGGAGCCAUCAUCCCGCAUGAUUCUUCAAAAGAGCCGGAGGAGUCGAUCGCGGUUACAGCGACCGAGGCUCCGACAGAAAAAGGAUUACGAAACAGUGGUGGAGCAGGGUACCACCACGGUCUUUUUUUUUUUUUUUCCUUUUCUGUCUUUCUCUCCGGCUUUUCUCGCGUGGCAUCCGAGAACAGGGCGCGGAACAGAUGAACCCACCCCGCAAGUCCAUGGCCCGUCCGCCAUACAUCUUCAGCCUGAAAAAGCCACUAUCCACGAGGAUUUCCUUUCUCCACUGUUGUCCUGCACCUUACUUUCUCGCCCCUUCCCGGGGCUGGAGCUGCUUCCUGCUCACCGCCGCCCCACGUCGGUCCGGGGCUCAUACGAGAAUCUGGCCAUGACAGCACCAGCGGCACCGGUCUAUGAGACUCGAGCCGCAGUGUCCAUUGACGCAGAUGUUCCAUCCGGAUAACGUCUCCCGGCUCGUUCGCCCCCUUCCCCUCCAAGGUUCAAGAGGGAAGGACGCGGGUGUGCCUCCUUUCCGCUUCCCAAUACCAUUCCCCGGGUCCUGCCUUCCUCGUCUCCUUCAAAAUCCUAUUUUCCCAGAGCAGACGGCGAUUAUGUAGAGAACUCGGUCUUCUUCCUCACAAGCGUACCCCCUUCCCUUCGGAGGGUCCAACAAGUCCUCAAGUCAGAAGCCAGUCAGCCUCGGGUGGGAGAGUCGCACGUCGAGUGUCGCGGCUCCGGAGUCGUUUGGCGUGAUCAUCGUGCAGUUGCGCUCUCUGCCCUCUACCAGUUUUUGUCUGCCCAUGAGUAUCCCGGCUUGUCCUUUUGGCUGCGCCCUCCCAGUACCACCGGGACGUCACAUGAUAGGCGACUCC
Molecule: messenger RNA, 1041 nt
Organism: Colletotrichum navitas
Lineage: Eukaryota; Fungi; Ascomycota; Sordariomycetes; Glomerellales; Glomerellaceae
Exons: 1
Coding region: 120-632 (170 amino acids)
Source: RefSeq, a predicted model, not a curated record